Molecule: messenger RNA, 276 nt
Organism: Brugia malayi
Lineage: Eukaryota; Metazoa; Nematoda; Chromadorea; Rhabditida; Onchocercidae
Exons: 2
Coding region: 1-276 (91 amino acids)
Source: RefSeq, a predicted model, not a curated record
AUGGGAGGUUCACACUCCCAGUCGUAUGAUUUGAGCCAUGAAUCGGUAAAAUCAGUUCAGGAUAAACAGGAUAUAGUUCCUAGCAAUAAUGUCGUAGAUGGUACACUUAUUCAUAUUACUUCUUCCGAUAAUUCAAACAUUUCAUCAAAUGAACAGGAGUUGCAACGAAUACAUCCACCGGAGGAGAUGCCACUGACACCAGAGGAAAUACCAAUAGAGAACAUGCCAACAACAAAAGCACCAGCUCCUAACAUCAUCGAAACAGCUCUUGAAUAA